AUGCAAAUGCCAAGAAAUAAAGACAGAAAAAUUGGAAAACACAAAAAAGACGAUAUGAUGUCAGCAUUACUAAUGAUGGAAAAUAGUAGCUCCAUUAGGACGGCGGCAAAAACCAGUAAAAUUCCCUACCCUACAUUGCGCCGUUACGUUAAAAAAAACGUGAACAUGGUAAUAAUAUAUCACUUAAACCGAGGUAUGAUAUUAAUAGUGUUUACUGAAGAACACGAACAAAUAAUAUUAAAAUACUACAAAGACUGUGCACUAAUGUUCUACGGUUUGACCAUCAAAGAAUGUAGGAAGGUGGCGUACGAAAUGGCAAAGGUUAAUGGCAUUACAAUACCAAGCUCGUGGGAAAGGGAUAAAAUGUCAGGUUUGGAAUGGUUUCGUUUCUUUAAAAAAAGAGCUCCUGAUUUUUCAUUAAAGAAACCAGAAGCUGUAAGUUUCGCACGAGCUACCGCAUUCAAACGGGAAGCUGUGGCAACAUUUUUUAAUAAUUUGGAGGAAUUGCUAAAACGAGAGCCUAGAUUCGUGGAUGGAACUCGGAUAUUUAAUCUUGACGAAACCGCCACAACAACCGUCCAGAAACCACAGAGAGUUGUGGCUCCAACAAGAGCUAAAGUAGGUAAGAUGACAAGCGGAGAAAAAGGCACUCUUGUCACUACAUGCUGUAUGGUUAGUGCCACAGGUCAUGCCCUGCCCCCUGCUUUAAUAUUUCCUCGGAAAAACUUUAAAAACUUAAUGAUGCACGGUGCACCUCCAAGUAGUUUAGGUCUUGCGAGUCCUUCAGGUUGGAUGACUAGUGACUUAUUCGUGGAGGUAAUGAAACAUUUCAUUAAGUGUUCAAGCACGACACCAGAAAAUCCAUCUCUGCUGAUAAUGGAUAAUCAUGAGUCACAUUUGUCCAUUGAGGCUCUAGACUUAGCGAAAAAAUCGGGUGUUGCAGUUCUUACCUUUCAUCCUCACACUACUAACAAAUUACAACCCAUAGAUGUAGGUUUGAUAGGCCCUUUAAAGACAUAUUAUUAUUCCGCACUUGAGUCAUGGAUGCUGCAAAACCCAGGAAGACCAGUUACAAUCUACGAAAUAGCAAGAUUUAUUGGUCAUGCUUAUCCGAGAUCUAUGACUCCACUAAAUAUAACGGCAGCUUUCGCAAAAUGUGGGAUUUUCCCUUAUAAUAAGGACAUAUUCUCCGAUGACGAUUUUAUGCCAAGUAGCGUGACAGAUCACCCCGUAGUUUCACGAAAAUCCCCUGAUGCUGAAACUUCUGCAAAUCUAGACAAAAAUAAUCAGCAACCCCAUUCGACUCAUCUAGAGACACGUCGUUCAAGUUUUUAUCACGCUAUUACCCCUGAUCGAGAUAGUCCAUCUAUAUUAUCAUAA
This is a messenger RNA of Parnassius apollo (apollo), 1380 nucleotides long. The record is from the annotation of a GenBank genome assembly. NCBI's taxonomy places the organism in Eukaryota, Metazoa, Arthropoda, Insecta, Lepidoptera, Papilionidae.